AUGGAUUCGGUGGAAGACGACGUGUCUGCUCGAGUUCUGCUGAAAAAUGUUCUGCACGCAGAGACUCAGCGCUCUCCGGUAACAAGCAGUGUAUCUCAGGAUCAGCCAAUUUCUCGUCCACGUAGAAGUUCUAGGAUUAGGAAAACUCCUGGACUUGAAAGUCCUCAACUUAAUCUCCGUCACAAACUCAAACAGAAGCUUCAUGAGAGUGCUACUCAGUCCCCACUCCCCAGUAAAAGAGCAAGGUUAAAGGGCAAAGCGGUGAAGACACCAGCAGUGACAGCAUCACUGUUGUAUGAUGAAGACAUGACACCCCGUGGUCUGCUCAAGAAUAUUAUCCAAACAGAGACUGAGGCAUCUUUGCUGCUGUCUGGUCAGCCUGGGCUCUUGGAGAAUAACCAGGAAGAUGUGGAAGCAAGCACCAGUAACAGGCUAAGUGAGGGAGGUUCUGGCCUUGAAUUGCCUGACUUAGUCACAGAGCCACUAAGUCAUAUUAUCAGGGGAAUGAGUCGUAGAAGGCCACCACCCAUUUUCAAUGUGUCUGCCUUUGAGAGAAAACUGGACAGCCAAUCAGAUGAAGGAGAGGACAAUACCUCAGAGGAUGUCAAUAGAGAGAAUACAUACAUGGCAAAGGAACAUGAUCUUUCCGAUGGGUCAAAAAGUGUCCUUAGCCUUACUUUGAAGACACCGUUUGUGAGUAUUUGCUCUGAGAGAGCAGGUUUGCAGCGGAAAGCAGCUAGACGGAAGCAGCCUUCUGUUGAUGCCUUUGAUGAGGCUGUCCAGAAUCACCUGGAGCGACACGGCAAUCAAAAUAUUACAGUUUUACAGGAUGGAAAAUCUCUCGGAGACUCUGAGUGGCACAAGUUUACUCUUGGCUUGAGCAACAUCUCUGUGCCUGAGCUUACUACAGACAUCGUCAUGAGCAACACUGAACUCUAUGCCCACCCCCCUGGCUCUGUCUCAGAGUUAAAAGAGGACAUGUCACGGAUUGCUAUGAUGGGAGCACAUGAAAACGACAGAGUUUAUGAUGUCGAGAGAAAAAGGGAUAGUAAAAUAGUGGGGGAUAAAUAUCAUGAUGAACAGAAUGUGAGUUUAGGUAACAUCUCUAAAACUCAGCCAGAGCCUUCACAUCAGCAAGAAGAUCCAAAACCAGCUUUUGAGUCAGAUGAGGAGAUAGAAAGAAUACCUUCAUCACAGGAAGAAGGCUCUUUAAGUCCAGAAGAAAUACCACUAGCCCCUACUCAGCCAAUGAUAAACUGUGUGCCUCAACGUCUGGAAAAGGAGGCACAAAAAUCUGUUUUACAAGAACCAGAGAUCGAUGGUAUGGAAUCGAGAGAAGACGAGAGCCAUCCAGAGGAGGAACUUGUUUCACAAAUAUCAAGACGAGUCACCAGAAGAGCCUACAAUUCAGAGGGUGAAGCCAAUAUGCUUAGACUAACAGCAAGAGGGAGAGCAACAAAAAGUCUUGGGGAAAGACUAGAUCCUGUAGAGAAUGAGAUAACCAGAGAGGAACCAGAUAUGGAAGACUUAGAAUUAAAAGGAGAUGUAAGUCCUCCAAAGGAAUAUACAUCAUCAAGGCGAAUCAGCCGUAGAGCCUGUUCAGAGGGUGGAACUCGCAAGCUUGAAGUAAUAGCAAAAGGGAGAGGAACAAAAAGCCUUGGGACAGUACUACAUCUCACAGAGAAAGAGAUAAGCAGUGAUCAAGAAGAAACUGAAUAUAAAGAAGGUGAAAGCGUUCCUAAUGAGGAACUCUCAUCGCAAAUAUCAAGGCGAAUCUCCCAAAGAUCCUACAAUUCAGAUGCUGGAGAAAAAAGAAGGAGAGGAACAAACAGUCUUGGGGCAGAGCUUGAUUCCACAGAAAAAGAGAUAUCCAGAGCAGGACUGGAGAUGGAAGAACCUGAAUUCAGAGAAGAUGAGAGCCUUGCAAACCAAGAUCUUACAUCACAACCGUCAAGGCAAAUUACCCGACGAGCCUACAAUUCAGAGGGUCGAGCUGUCAAGCCUGGAGUAAUACAUUUAAGAGGAACAAAAAGUCUGGGGGCAGGACUAGAUCCCACAGAGAAAGAUUUGCAAAGUUAUGCUGGUGGCAGUGACGCAGAAGAGUGUGCUACCUUGGAUGAGGAACCACACCUCAGCCCAGCCUUACUGUCCACCUUUAACUCUAUAAAGUCCUGUUCACCUGGGUCACAUCAGAGCAGUUUGGCAUCAGUUGAAAAUUAUGAUAUUAAUGAUGAUGCCAUAGCUACCCCUGUCCAUUUAAACCCCACCAUGUCCCCUCAAUGCCCUGAGGCAGAAGAUGAGGAAGGGGAAUUCAGUGAUGAACUGAAUAUGAAAACCCCUGCUUUUAUAAGACAAAGAAAACAGGUAGCAACUCCUGGGGCACUAGCCACACCAACAGUCCUCAAAGAUUUAAAUACUGGCCAUGUCCCACAGGUUGUGAGGCCUCGUCGUAAACAAAAGCUUCAGUCUGUUUCUGACAAUGUCCUUCCAAAGAGUUACAUUAUGAAUGUGUUUAAACACUUUGCUAAAACCAAGGUGGCCAGUGAUGUUUACCCAAUCAUCAAUGAAAUACUGCAAAAGUACUUUGAUCGGCUUGCUGAUGAUUUGGAGGCAUAUUCUGCUCAUGCUAGAAGAAAAACCAUUGAGGUGGAGGAUGUUGAACUUCUUAUGAGAAGGCAGGGUUUUGUAACUGACAGUACUCCAGUCAAUGUGCUGAUAGAGAAGUUCCUCCCUCUUGAGUAUAGGAAACUUCUGAUACCUGUUGCAACCAGUGGAAAUAAAGUCAUACCUGAUACAAGAAGAUGAAUUUUGCACCAGAUGUAUAUUCCUCUCAUUCUCUUAUUCUAUCAAAAGUUAUUUGCUGACAGGAAAACACAUUUGACAGAAAAAGACUGUGUAAUGCUAGUACUUUAGACAUACAAAAUCAAUUUUUCUCUUUGCAGAUCUCUAACAAGUAUGUUCAUUCAUCACACAUCACCUAAUAUAUACAAAUUAGCACAGUAUUCAAAGAUUCCCAAGUGGUGAAAAAUAGAUUAAACUGCUCUGUUAAAAAUGUGAAGUUCUUCUCUUCAAAUGUGCUAAAACGGAAUCAUAGUGCACAAGUUUAGAGCGACAAGAAGAUAGAUUCUUGCAGAACAGAUUUUAUCCACUCUGAUCAACUUUCUUUGUGUAUGUAAAUCUUCUGUACAUUGAAAUGUAAUGAAUAAUUUUGUAUUAAUAAUAAAUUCUAAAAGAAUCAUGAA
This is a messenger RNA of Trichomycterus rosablanca, 3242 nucleotides long. It is a transcript of the gene cenpt, whose product is annotated as centromere protein T. Lineage: Eukaryota; Metazoa; Chordata; Actinopteri; Siluriformes; Trichomycteridae. Gene Ontology annotation, molecular function: protein heterodimerization activity; DNA binding. The coding region runs from base 1 to 2805 and encodes 934 amino acids. The transcript has 16 exons. Gene Ontology annotation, biological process: kinetochore assembly; mitotic cell cycle; chromosome segregation. Gene Ontology annotation, cellular component: kinetochore. The record is from RefSeq and is a predicted model, not a curated record.